GGGACGUUGAUUGGAUAUGUUUCGGUGAUUUUUUUGAAUAUUUGCCCGUGAAUGUUUUGAUUUUUGGUCUUACUCGCCUGCUCAACAGGCGCCGCCUGCAAGAUGACGUUCUCCCCAGCCAACAUCCGGAGCCAGACGUCUCAGGAGGACUGCUCGGGCCCGCCGCCAUCUGAACCCACCCGCCCCGGGCUGACACACGCACUACUACACCGCUGUAACGCUGCUACUGCGCGCUCCGUGGCAGUUGCCCUGGUGCUGUUCUUCAUCUCCUAUCAUGGACUCGUCAGGGUGGUAUAUGGAACGGACUCGUGUGAUUGGUUGUUGGCAAGAGGAGAGUAUCAUGCCGAAGCCUGGCAGCCAUACGGAUGCAUGGUUCAUACGUACUCCGUGAGAGACUCUAGAAGAUGUAUGCGCUAUCUUGAGUUCCUCGGACAGAGGAACCGCAUAGCGUUUGUUGGGGACUCUCGAGUGCGGCAGCUCUACGCGGCGUUUGUUGGUCAGUUCGGUGAGACUGUUCCCCCGCCCGAGGGAGAAGACCGCCACAAGGAUAUCGCCUACGAAGAUGCCCAGCUGGGACUUCACGUGCAGUUUCUCUGGAGACCGAUGGCGGAUGAAAAGAUGCGAGGCGAUGUAAUCAAAUGGAGAGAUGCCUCAUCGGACCAACUACCACAGCUGCUAGUCCUUGGCAGUGCCACACAUGCCAUCAAGACCUCAACGGCUCUGAGCUAGCAGUGAAGGCGUAUGAAAGGAACGUGACGAGGCUUGGAGCAGUGCUCGACCAGCUGGUAGGAGCGGGGACGCGGGUGCUAUGGACCAUACAGGAGCCGGUGUUUUACGAUCGACUGUCAGAGGAGAGGAGGGCCAUCACCAAC
This is a messenger RNA of Amphibalanus amphitrite, 872 nucleotides long. RefSeq names its product N-acetylneuraminate 9-O-acetyltransferase-like. The transcript is spliced from 2 exons. The coding region runs from base 103 to 729 and encodes 208 amino acids. Lineage: Eukaryota; Metazoa; Arthropoda; Thecostraca; Balanomorpha; Balanidae. The record is from RefSeq and is a predicted model, not a curated record.